Messenger RNA from Saimiri boliviensis boliviensis (Bolivian squirrel monkey), 1880 nucleotides. The record is from RefSeq and is a predicted model, not a curated record. Lineage: Eukaryota; Metazoa; Chordata; Mammalia; Primates; Cebidae.
CGGCCGCCGGUCUGCACAGGCAGCACCAUGGCGCUCACGGUGGUCAGCAUGGCGUGUGUCGAGUUCUUCUUGGUCCAGGGGGCCUGGCCACAUGACGGUGGUCGGGACACGCCCUCCCUGUCUGCCUGGCCCAGCGCUGUGGUGCCUCGAGGAGGAAACGUGACUCUUCGCUGUCACCGUUACUCUCGGUUUAGAACGUUCAGGUUGUACAAGGAAGACAGGAUCCUCAAUCCUGACUUCCAGGGCGGAAUAUUCCGGGACAGCUACCUCAUGGGCCCUGUGACCACAGCACACGCAGGGACGUACAGAUGUCAGGGUUUUCACCCAGACUCCCCCACUCCAUGGACGGCACUCAGCAGCCCCCUGAAGAUCAUGGUCACAGGAUUCCACAGAAAACCUUCCCUCCAGGCCCUCCCAGGUCCCCUGGUGAAAUUGGGAGAGACGGUCAUCCUGCAAUGUUGGUCAGAUGUCGUGUUUGAGCACUUCCUUCUGCACAGAAAGGGGAUCUCUGAGAAUCUCUUGCGCAGCAUUGGAGAACCCCAUGAUGGGGGCUCCCAGGCCAACUUCUUCAUAAAUUCCACGCUGCCUGGCCUUGCAGGGACCUACAGAUGCUACGGUUCUGUCACUCACUCCCUCUAUGAGUGGUCAGCUCCCAGUGACCCCUUGGACAUCGUGAUCAUAGGUCAAUAUGAGAAACCUUCUCUCUCAGCCCAGCCGGGCCUCACGGUUCGGCCAGGACAGAACGUGACCUUGUCCUGCAGCUCCUGGAGCUCAUUUGACGUGUACCAUCUAUCCAGGGAGGGGGAGGCCCCUGAACUCAGGCUCCCUGCAGUGCGGAGCAUCAAUGGAACAUUCCAGGCCCACUUCCCUCUGGGCCCUGCCAGCCAUGGAGGGACCUACAGAUGCUUCGGCUCUUUCCGUGACUCUCCCUACGAGUGGUCAGCCCCGAGUGACCCCUCUCUCCUGUCCCGUGUUCUAGGAAAUCCUACAAGCGGUUGGCCUUCACCCACUGAACCAAGCUCCAAAACUGGUAACCCCAGACACCUGCACAUUCUGAUUGGGUCCUCAGGGGUCAUCAUCCUGUUCAUCAUCCUGCUCUUUUUUCUCCUUCAUCGCUGGUGGUCCAGGAAAAACAAUGCUGCAGUAAAGGACCAAGAGCCUGCAGUGGACAGAACAGUGAACAGGGAGGACUCUGAUGGACAAGACCCUCAGGAGGUGACAUACGCACAGCUGGAUCAUGACGUUUUCACACAGAGAAAAACCUACUCGCCCUUCUCAGAGGCCCAGGAGACCCCCACCAGAACCCAGUGUGUACACUGGAACUCCCGAAAUGCGGAGCCCAGAUUGAAAGUUGUCUCCUGUCCAUGAGCCACAGACAGGCCUUGAGGGGUCCUUUAGGGAGACAAUGGCCCUGACUCAAACCUGCCUUGCCAGCUCCAGUGUAGCAGCAGCUGGGACCUGAAGGCGUGAGUCUGUGUCUCAGGGGAUCGCUCUUCCUCACACCAUGAAUCUGAACGUGGCUCUCUCUUGCUUACAAAUGUCUGCGGUCCUCACUGCCUGCUGGACAGAAAACACACUCGUUUGCUUAACACACAGUUCUCCAUUUCACUUGACCCCUGCCCACCUCUCCAACCUAAUUGGCUUACUUCCUGGUCCUACCUGAGGCUGCAGUCACAGUGAGGAACUCACAAGUCCAGACAUACAAGAGGCUCCCUCUUAACACAGCACUUAGAUACGUGCUGUUCUACCUUCCCGCAUGCUGUUCCACCUGCCCUCAGACUUUGAGGGAUUUUGCAGCCUUCUGUCAUCCGUAAAAUUUUUAAGCUCUUUUUGUGUAUAAUUUCGAUGUCGUUCUCUUCAAAUAAACAUGUCUGCCCUCA